This is a messenger RNA of Rotaria sp. Silwood2, 819 nucleotides long. The record is from the annotation of a GenBank genome assembly. NCBI's taxonomy places the organism in Eukaryota, Metazoa, Rotifera, Eurotatoria, Philodinida, Philodinidae.
AUGACUGAUUCAACCCUUCAUCUUCUUGAUUUACCCGACGAAAUCUUAUUAAUUAUUAUGUCGAAUAUUUCUAAUUUCGAUGUUCUAUAUUCAUUGAUAGGUGUCAAUAAGAAGCUCGAUAGAGUUGCAUGUGAUAUUGUUCAUACUCGAUCAAUCGAUUUCAUCGGUACGAGAUCAAAUGAUGAAAUUCAUUCAUUAUCAGAUAAGAUACUGGAUCGAUUCUGUCAAAAUAUUCUGCCUCGAGUUCAUAACAAUAUUGAGUGUUUUACUCUCGAAUCAUCAUCAAUUAGUCGUAUUUUUCACUCAAUAGACUAUCCGAAACUGUUCAAACUCAUCUUACCUGAACUCGAUCUCGAAUUCGUAUCACAUUAUUUCAAUGGUAAAUAUUGUAAUUUUGAUGUAAAACCAAAUAGUCAAAUUGAAUCGUUUUUUUUAGAACAAAUGCCAUUUAUUCGCAUUUUCAAUGAGCAAAUUUUGCAUCUUGUUGUGACCGUGAUGGACAAGAGUGAAAAUGCAUCAUUAAGUGACGUGACCAUCAAUCUGUAUAUACGCAUUUUUAAUCUAUUCACAAGUGUCACCCAUUUGGAUUUCGUCAUCAAGAACGACUUUCGACAUCCACCAUUUUCACUUGAUGAUUUACCUUCUACUGCUUGUUUUUCAUCGAAUAUUGUUCAUUUAUCCAUUAGAGUAUUGGGUCUUGAAGAUUGUCUUUGUCUAUUGGAUGGUCGUCUAAGUCAAUUACAUACAUUCAUUGUCGAAAUUUAUUAUAUUACUCCUUUAAUGGAUGGUCGUCUUGAUGAUACGGUAAAGAUAGCAUGA